UGUUAUUCCUAAAGGCUAAACCUCUUGUUUCAUUUUGUAACAAAAUGCAGCAACGAGAUAUUCCACGACCUCACGGAAACGAUGUCGUGGGCGGCGGUGCUAGAGUGAGGCUGGAAGACAUCGAAGGCGGUGCUAGAGUGAGGCCGGAACAAUCCCAGGGAGGUGCUAGAAUGAGGCCGGAACAAUCCGAGGACAGUGCUAGUGUGAGGCCGGAACAAUCCGAGGGCAGUGCUAGAGUGAGGCCGGAACAAGUAAACACCGUGUCGUCGGGAGCUUCGAAUUCAGAUGGGCAGAAGUUAUUGAAGGGUGAACGGUUGAAGCUAUGGGGUUUCAUUUUUAGGAUAUGUGCUAUGGUCGUUUCUUUCCUCUCUUCUGUUCUUAUGGUUUCCGUCUCUGACUUUCAUGUAUUUCCAGGGUUAAGUUAUGUGCUAGGUAUAGCUAUUAUUGUGGUGGUGUAUACAACAGUGCAAGUUGGGAUAAAGGGUCACGAACUUCGCACCAAAGAGGAUGUGAUUCCACCCAAGGCUGCAAUUUGGAUCGACUUUUGUGGGGAUCAGUUUUUGGCGUACGUGUUAUUUUCAUCAAGUUCAACAGGGGCAACAUUGUCCAUCAUUCUCAGCAGUGGAGUUUACAUGACUGUAGGCCUACAACUUGUGGCAGCAUCCGUCAGCAUGUCUGUUUUGACAUGUAUUUUUCUAGCAUUUGCGGCACUCAUAUCUUCAUAUUGUUUAUUCGCUAACAUAUAAAUGUAAUCUCCUAUACUUGUAUGAACUUUAUAAGCAUUAUCUUAAUUACUCUUCUGUAUGUUAACUAAUUUUAUGUACUUUAAUUUAUAAGCAUUUACUUCCUA
This is a messenger RNA of Chenopodium quinoa (quinoa), 850 nucleotides long. RefSeq names its product CASP-like protein 4B3. Bases 45 to 746 code for a protein of 233 amino acids. The record is from RefSeq and is a predicted model, not a curated record. NCBI's taxonomy places the organism in Eukaryota, Viridiplantae, Streptophyta, Magnoliopsida, Caryophyllales, Amaranthaceae. The transcript has 3 exons.